AUGGCAACAACACACGAUAUAGGUUUCGAAGAGAAACAGGUGUAUGAUGCCAAAAUCCAAGAUGUCCCCAGCGAUGGCGCUUCCUCCAUCGAUACCAUUACCGCUCUGGUAAAUGAAGACCACACCCACGAAAUCAAACUUCGCACCAUGAGUUGGCAAAAAGCCGCCUGGCUGCUCUGCGGCGACCAAGUCUGUCUAGCCAUUAUGGCCCAAUCCUGGUCUCUUUCUGUUCUCGGCUGGGUCCCUGGUAUUAUCACCAUGCUGGUUUCUGGAGCCCUCUUCUGGAUUACCUCGAUUACUAUGCACAAAUUCAUCAUGAAGAAUCCGUCCAUCAGAGAUAUUUGCGACUUUGGAUAUUUUGCGUUCGGAAAGAGUAGACUUGCUUAUGAGUUUACUGGGUUCAUGCUUCUUGCCAACAACAUCCUGCUUAUUGGCUUCCACGUCUUGACCGGAGCAAAGAUCCUCAAUACGCUGAGUGAUCACAGUCUUUGUACUGUGGUUUUCUCGGUCAUUGUGACUAUUAUGGGAGUCAUUAUGUCGGUGCCUCGCACACUCAAGCAUGUCUCUUUCAUGAGCAUGUUCAGUGCUGCUUGUAUGGGCAUUGCCAUUCUGCUUUUCCUCAUCUUUGCCGGUAUUGAGGACGCUCCUGGAUAUGGAUACAAUGGCACAUACCCCAAGGCUGGCAAGGUCAAGACAUAUGCUUUCCCUCCUGCUGGAACUACGUGGGUUGCUUGUUUAAAUGCAGUUUUGAACAUAACCUUCCUUUGGGUGCCGCAGAUUCUUUUCCCUACUUUCAUCUCUGAGAUGGAGAGGCCUCAAGACUUCCCCAAGGCUUUGGCUGUUCUGGCCGGUGUUUCCGGAUUCCUGUUCAUCAUUCCUCCGGCCAUUGGCUUCAGAUACCUCGGACAGUACGCCACAGCCCCUGCAUUCGGAUCUCUUGGUGUUGUGGCUUACAAGAAGGCUUCAUUUGCCUUUGUCAUUGUGCCAACUCUGGUUAUCGGUGUCAUUUACGCGAACGUAUCCGCGAAGUUCGUGUACCACCGUAUCAUGGGCAAGUCGCGCCACGCUCACUCCAACACCGUUAUUGGUUGGGGAGCUUGGGUUGCCGUCAUGGCAGGAAUCUGGGCCAUCGCCUUUAUCUUCUCCGAGGUUGUUCCUAGCAUGGGUGACUUCUUGUCUUUGCUCGGUGCUGCCUUCGACUCCUUCUUCGGAUUCAUCUUCUUCGCUGUGGCGUACUGGCAGAUGUACAGUGGAAAGCUGUUCAGCAGCGCUUCCAGAAGCGUCAUGACUGUUAUCCAUGUCUUUGUCAUGAUUUGCGGACUUUUCUUGCUGGGACCUGGAUUGUAUGCUGCUGUCGAGGCUAUCAUCUCUGAUUACUCGGGUGGCACACGUCCUGCAUUCUCUUGCAAGAACUUGUCGAUCUAA
Messenger RNA from Aureobasidium melanogenum CBS 110374, 1425 nucleotides. RefSeq lists its product as uncharacterized. NCBI's taxonomy places the organism in Eukaryota, Fungi, Ascomycota, Dothideomycetes, Dothideales, Saccotheciaceae. Gene Ontology annotation, cellular component: vacuolar membrane. Gene Ontology annotation, molecular function: amino acid transmembrane transporter activity. The record is from RefSeq and is a predicted model, not a curated record. The transcript is spliced from 2 exons. Bases 1 to 1425 code for a protein of 474 amino acids. Gene Ontology annotation, biological process: amino acid transmembrane transport.